AUGGCUUCACGAGCUGUUGCUGGCGGCCGCCCGGGUGCCAGAUUCGCCCAGUUCAAGCUCGUCCUACUAGGAGAAUCCGCUGUUGGAAAGAGCUCCCUUGUCCUUAGAUUCGUUAAAGACCAAUUUGAUGACUAUCGGGAAUCGACGAUCGGUGCCGCGUUUCUUACCCAGACGAUAUCUCUAGAUGAAAAUACAACUGUCAAAUUCGAGAUAUGGGAUACUGCUGGCCAAGAAAGAUACAAGUCUCUUGCGCCAAUGUACUAUCGGAAUGCGAACUGUGCUGUUGUUGUCUACGAUAUCACCCAAGCAUCCUCCCUCGACAAAGCAAAAUCAUGGGUAAAGGAACUUCAACGGCAGGCGAACGAGAACAUCGUCAUCGCCCUUGCCGGUAAUAAACUGGAUCUUGUGACGGAUAGCCCGGAUAAGCGUGCCAUCCAGACGGUAGAUGCUGAAGCCUAUGCGCGUGAAGCAGGUCUGCUUUUCUUCGAGACGUCAGCCAAAACCUCGACAAACGUACGAGAGCUAUUCACGGCCAUAGCGAAGAAACUGCCAUUAGACCAGGCGGGUCCCCGAAAUCUACGAUCUAAUCCCCGUCCAGGGGUUGAUUUGCGCCCUGAGGCUGCUGGACCACAGGCGAACAGCUGUUCGUGCUAGAGUUAGUGAUGGCUGGAGAGGUUAUACUUGAUUUACGCCCCUGGGUUCUUCCACUGGCAUUAAGUACGAGAAUCCAUCCGUUUGUCCCGUCCGCUACCGCUCGAAUUGCCUACAGUUCUUCUCUCUCCCACAUAUGGCCUUUAGUCUGUGUUCGGCAUGAGAAUGUAUCUCUGCAACCCCCCAACGAAAUGCGACAAAGAGGUAAUGGUUAUAUGGCAGCAUGGACAAGUUUUAUCCCAAAGUUGAAUGUGCAUUUAAAUAUGUGGUUAUCUCUAUAGCAGAUUUUGGGUAUCUUUUGUUUUCCUCCAACAUGCCUUUGCGUCGCACAUCUCCUUCCAAGCACUGGAACUAACCACGACGGCGUCCUAAUUGACUUCUGACGGCUUCGUCUUCGCAAUCUCAUUAGACCCAUGUUCGGUGGAUUUGCUCCCUCACCUUUUAAUACUUUAUUCGUGUUUCCCUUUUGUUCUGUUUGCUUUCCUCUGCUCUGCUCCCGGUGUUAUUUUGGCCGUCGUUUACUCUAGUAGUCGUUUACUUAGUAUAGUAUUCUAUCUUUCAUAUAUUCCUGGUUGCAUUUAUGGAUCGCUCAUCCCUCUCGCACCCACCCGUCAAUCCAUCCUUGAUCCUGUUUUGUUCUGUUUUCCUCCCCCUUCAUUGCCUUUUUUGACUUUAUUUGCUACCAAGAUGUUUAUUUUUUACGGCCAAAUAUGAAAAUAGUAAUGCGUAGUAAUUAGUGAUAUUCUCACCAG
Messenger RNA from Histoplasma capsulatum G186AR, 1403 nucleotides. RefSeq names its product GTP-binding protein ypt5. The transcript has 5 exons. Bases 1 to 654 code for a protein of 217 amino acids. The record is from RefSeq and is a predicted model, not a curated record. NCBI's taxonomy places the organism in Eukaryota, Fungi, Ascomycota, Eurotiomycetes, Onygenales, Ajellomycetaceae. Gene Ontology annotation, molecular function: GTPase activity; GTP binding.